AUGGUUGCUGGACGAGGUGGUUAUGCCACUGUCGAGAUUGGUGGCACCAUCUCGGAUUCGAAGAAACUUGUGGCGGUAAAACGGAGUCUGAUGCAAUGGGAGACUCAUGAACCAACUCUCCCUCAAGAUUCGAAAAGGAUCCUGGGGAAAGGUUUUGAGCAGAGUGUUCGAGAGUUGCGCAUCCUUGGACACAAGAAAGCCAGGAGCCAUGACAAUAUAGUGAGCCUCGAGGGUGUUUGCCUGGACGAAAUCAACGGGGUGCCCUCGCUAGCCCUUGUCAUAGAGUAUUCACAUCUCGGCACUCUACGUGAAUUCCUUAUCCAGAAAAACCAUGCUCUCUCUCUCGAUGAGCUGUUCAACCUUGCGUUGCAAGGUGGCCGUGGCUUGGAUGCUCUUCAUACCCUGCUGGUAUGCCAUGCUGAUGUCAAGAUCGAUAAUGCACUUGUAUUCGAGUCUCCAACGGAAACUGACGGCAAGAAAUGCUGGGUGGUAAAAAUCUCGGACUUUGGACAAUCUAUUAUUGCACCUCAUGACGAUCCUGAUGGUAGAGUGCCUUGUCGACCAGGGACACGUCUGCGAGAGGCUCCCGAAAUCAGGCGAGGCCAGGCGUUUCAAGACCCUGGCUAUAAUAUCCAGGCUGCCUUGAAGACAGAUGUCUUCUCAUUUGGCCUUUUUGUAUGGGAAGUGAUGAAGAAUGGCCAAGGAUACUUUGAUCCAGCGUGGGCAGGGUUAAAUGGAAGGCAAUACAACGCCGAUAUCAUGGAGGACUUUCUUAACAAUUUGCCAAACGAUGCCCUUUUGACUUAUGGAAUUGAGUUUGCGAAGAGCUUGGGCCAACAGCAACACCUUUCCCAGAGGCUUCUGCGAGUAUUUGAGGGUUCAUUGAGGGACCAGCCGCAAACAAGGAAGACAAUGAGCGAACUAGUGGAAUCGUUUGAGCUCCCAAGUGACAAAUCUGAGGAGGAGAAAGUAAAUCCAACUUCAUUUUUAGGUCUUGGGGCUAUGAUCGCCCAACUGGGCUUUGAUGUCGAUGACGAGUCUUCAAUAGGUACAUGGGGAACCAGCAAGUCGUUUUACGAUGGAGACUUUUCUGGAUCCCACGAAAUUAUAUCCGACAUACCCAUGUUGCUACAGCGGAAAAUUCUUGCCGAGCUCAAAGGCAUGGCAACAUCUGAUAGCACCGAUACUCAUUCAUCGGGCCACUCCGCCAUGACCGUCGCUGAGUGCUAUACACUUGGCUUUGGAGGGUCACAUGACAUUGCAGAGGUUAUCCAGUGGCUUGGAACAGCAGCUUCGAAGGGCUUCAAGAAGGCAGGGCUUGUAUACCACCGAGUCUGCGACGCUGUCAGCAUUCCACCGCAAGACUUGAGCGGCCUCAAUGAAGGGAGGGCCCUAGAGACGGCUCUGGAAAGGGUCUCCACUGAGAAGUACUUGUCUGAAAGAAUCCUUCACCACAGUCGAACCGUUCUCGAAGAUGCGCGACAAAGGAUCCUUGGCCAUGAGGCGAACUCGCUCCUUACAAUGGCAGAGGGCGUCUUUCUCUCCACCUUUAGCGAGGCUAAAAUAGACACUUUACUUCCACUCCAUGUAGCGUCUUGGCUUGGGGAGGAGGCGCUUGUGGCGAAGUUACUGAAAAGCACUCCACCAGACGCCCAGUCAGUACUGGGGUUCAACGCCGCACACUUCGCAUGUCUAGGAGGCCAUAUUUCGAUUCUCAAGCUCCUGAGCAAGCACGAUGUACCUCUCUCAGUGGCCAGUCUCCAGUUAAUAACGCCUCUACACUUGGCAAUCUUCUUCCAGCCUCGUGACCUCGCCUCGGCUGUCAAUCUUCUCCUUGAGCAUGGUUGCUCGCUUGAAGCACGCACACAAACGGUCAAAUGGGACGCGCAUGAUCUUUCAAUUUAUGGCACGCCGAUGCAAUGGGCGCUACAGACACGCAAUAGAGCCCUUGCCCACAUUCUACUGCCACUCCAAGCGCAACCACCUAGUUCUGAGUGGCUGACCAACGUCGUCCAGGACUUUUACUGGGAACUGUUGGAGGAUCUUCUGCCUUAUUUCCAGGGCCCAAUGGAUGAUACGGUUGCAUUGCAACCCGCAGCAAGGCCAUUUAUUCGGCGGAUUGCUCACGGUCGAGACUACAGCCAAGCCAUCGAAAAGACUGUCCGGCUAUGUCGUGAUAACGGUAUUUUGGGUUUCACCGCUGACGGUGCAUCUCAGCUUCAGCUCUUAAUGCCUUCCACGCGGACAUUGACUGACUUUUUGAUGUUUAAUCUUGCUUUGGAUGCAUGCUCGGCAGACUACAUACGAUACACAGGGCCGAAUCUUUAUAGUUCCCCUUUAAUCGUCAUUGCAUUCGAUAUGACCGACCACCAGGAGGCUCUUCGCGACACUCUGUCCAGGCUGACGAAAUGUUAUACACUUGAUGAGUUGGAAGAUGGUCGCCUGACCGGGGGCCACAAUCUUCUACUGACGGCCGUGAGUCAUGACAAUGUGACGGCGGCACGUGUCUUACUCGAGAGAGGAGUCGACGUCAACAAGUCAUACAGGCUGUCCGGUGUUGUCAUCUUGAAUCCGGUCACACUGUGCGUUCGUAGGAGACCCUUGCCUGAGAUGCUGUCGCUAUUGGUCGAAUAUGGUGCCGACCUUUUGGCCAAAUGCUCCAUGUCGGGGCUAACACCACUACAACUGCUCCUUGCCGGUCCAGUUCAAGUAAGCGAUGUUCUGGAUAUCUUAACCAAUCAUUCCCAACCUGAUCAGGUAUAUAUUGAGGCUUUGUUUAGGAGCUUCGCUACAUUCUGUUCCGGGAGCAUUUUACGUGGCUUGGCGACAUCGCCUGACAGCCAGGAGAUGAAGAAACCUCAGUUGCGCACACACUUUUUGGAGCAGUUCCGUCGACUACUGAUGGUCCCUAAAUUCGCUCGCUUCGUCGAUGAACCCCAUCAUCCAGAUGGCUCUACAAUGAUCCAACAGGCAGCAAGCAUCGUGCAUUAUCCCGCCGUUCGGCUGCUGCUCGACGCAGGGGCCGAUGCAAGCAGACCAUUCAGGCGUGGCAACAAUUCGAUCCUGCCACUUCAACUCGCAGUGGUGAAAGGCAGGCAAUUUCAGAUUAUGAAAACGCUCAGACGCGACCCCAUACAAGGAAUUGAAUACAUGAGUAUGGAUCUGGUAAUGGAGGUCGCAACGGAGCUUCUGCAGUGGCAUCUGGCACGCAGCGACGGCCUAUUUGACGGCAUCAGCGAACUCCAUAUUGCAUACUGUAUGAGGUAUCCAGAGGGAAUUAAAAAGUAUGUAGAGGCAGGUCAUAGUCUGGAAGCAAAGGGACAUUGGCCCGGGAUUGAGAAGGCGAUGACGCCGAGAGAGCUCUCUCGUGACCCAUUUUGGAACCAUGAGGCGGGUUAUGGCAUUCACCUUUUCCCAUUUGUCAAAGAAGAAGGGCUUGGGCAGGAGUACAGAGAUCUAUUAGCGACAAUACCGUAG
Fusarium mangiferae is the source of this 3477-nucleotide messenger RNA. RefSeq lists its product as uncharacterized. The record is from RefSeq and is a predicted model, not a curated record. Gene Ontology annotation, molecular function: protein binding; protein kinase activity; ATP binding. The transcript is spliced from 3 exons. The coding region runs from base 1 to 3477 and encodes 1158 amino acids. Lineage: Eukaryota; Fungi; Ascomycota; Sordariomycetes; Hypocreales; Nectriaceae. Gene Ontology annotation, biological process: protein phosphorylation.